Molecule: messenger RNA, 1633 nt
Organism: Diachasmimorpha longicaudata
Lineage: Eukaryota; Metazoa; Arthropoda; Insecta; Hymenoptera; Braconidae
Product: lanC-like protein 3
Exons: 2
Coding region: 14-1363 (449 amino acids)
Biological process (GO): peptide modification; carbohydrate metabolic process
Cellular component (GO): plasma membrane
Source: RefSeq, a predicted model, not a curated record
UAAUCGUGAAAAGAUGUUCAGUAUUUCGCGUUUAAUUCUCAGUGAAUCAACGCGACCCUUUCACCCUCCGAUUAAAAAAUCGCAAGUCCGAUUUAUCACGAACGUCAGUGCGAUGUCAAAGAGAUCGCGUCACCUCCCUAACCCUUACGACCUCACCCACGAACCCUCGGAAGUGUUGCAAACAGAUCUGCAAUACGUGCGGGAGGAGUUGUUGCCAAACGUUGAGGAGAGGAUAACACAGACGUUGAAGCCGGGGGAAGCGGAGGCCGAGGGGGAGUUGUACGUGGGCGCAGCUGGAAUCGCCUACGCAUUUUACCACACCAGUCAGGUCGCCCCGGCGCCGCGCGCCCUACGUUACCAGCAGCUGGCACAGAAUUACCUGCAGUCGGCAAUGCAGGCUGUCAAUCGCCGCGGAAAACAUUUGAAUUCAGGAUUUCUCUGCGGUGAUGCGGGGGUGAUCGCUGUCGCUGCGGCGAUAUCAGCGACCACCGGUGACAGCUGUCAAGCCAAUUCCCUCGGGAAACUUUACGCUGAUCUCGCGGAAAUUUGUAAAUCUCCGGGAUUUUUGCAAGCUGGCUCCGAUGAAUUUUUCGUUGGACGCGCUGGGUAUCUGUACGGGGCAAUAUGGCUGAAUAAAACGUUUGGAAGGGAGGUAGUGCCCCUUGGGGUUAUUCAUCAACUUGGGGAGACUGUUGUACUUUCUGGACAAAAGUACUCGGUCAAGUUCAAAAGCCCUUGUCCACUCAUGUAUUCUUAUUAUGGGACUGAGUAUCUUGGAGCUGCUCAUGGUCUGUCUUCUAUUCUUCAAGUUCUCAUUCAGAUUCCAAAUUUUCUGGACGCGAACGAAGAGUUCGAUCGUCUGGUGCAUGACUCCGUAGACUUUCUACUGAGCCUGGAGAGCCGAUCGGGCAAUUACCCCUGCGCCCUAGACGAAACGGGCCCCGAGGCCCGCCGGGAGGAGGACGAACUGGUCCACUGGUGUCACGGUGCCCCGGGCGUUGUAUACCUCCUCGCCGCGGCUCACCGGCGCUACCAGGAUCCUCGCUACCUCCAAGCAUGUCUCCGCGCUGGCGACCUGAUAUGGCAACGGGGCCUCCUGCGAAAGGGCCCAGGAAUCUGUCACGGGGUGGCCGGCAACGGUUACGUUUUUCUGCUCCUCCACCGGCUCACGAACGAUCCCCUUCACCUCCGACGAGCGGCUAAAUUCGCCCGAUUUUUGGGGACAAACGAUUUCAAGAGACACGCCCGCACACCCGAUACGCCCUUCUCACUCUACGAGGGUCUAGCCGGUACUCUCUGUUUUCUGGUUGACCUUGAGUGUCCAGAGAGCGCCGCCUUUCCCUUCCAAGACCCAUUUCUCUAAAUUUCGACCGAAAAACCCCGAAAAUUCACCGAUUUUUCCACUCCCCCUUCAACCGAUUUUCUCUUCGUCAAAAAAUCGGUAAAUGUCACGUGUAAUAAAUUGUUGCGGCGAUGAAAGAGGUCUAGGAGAAGGGCGCAGGUGAAUGGACUCUCGGUGAGACUCAUCGCCUGGCUUUUACCGAUCCUGCUACCGAUCUCCUAGCUCCUGCUCCUAGACAUCGAUACCAGGAUAACAUGUCGCAACUGGAGAAUAAGUGGGACUUGCUAGAGA